GUCAAGUUCGAAACUGGGACAUGUGGGUCAAAAACUAGGCCAGUAGGCCAGAUCAAAGGAAAAGCUUGUGAACUCUCUAGAUGCCACAUUUGUGACCCAAUCUUUAUGAAACUUUGUCAGAAUGUUUGACUUGAUGAUCUCUAGGUUAAGUUUGAAACUGGCUCGUGUGGGGUAAAAAACUAGGUCAGUAGGCCAGAUCAACUCUGGUGAGCGAUAUAUAGGGCCAUCAUGGCCCUCUUGUUAAAGUGUUUUUAUGCUCCCAGUAGAGAUAAUCUUGUAUCAAGGAAGCAAACUAGCUCCUUAUGAUGAAGAUAAAUUUAACUGGUGAGGGCUUGAAAACUCUCUCUGUAAUAGUUAAAUAGGAGGUAGUUGAGAUUGUUCUAGGAGUGGUGUUGGGGUAGACAGUUACUUCAAGGUAACACAAGAAGCAUGAGACAAUUGACCAUGGUCCAUUCUUUACAAACUGCCACAAAUAAAGACUGAUAUGAAAAUUUUGUUUGAACAUAAAUGCUACCAAAAAAAAAUAAUAGCUUAUUAGAAACUGGCAAGUUUAGUCCUAUUUUUUUUUUCAUCGCAAGUAAACAGAAAAUAUAAAAAGUUUAAAUGUACUUGAUGAUUAAAGAAGUUUCACUUUAUGUAAAAUAUAAGCUUUAAUUUAUUAGUAAUGGCUUGAUAUUUUAAGAUUUGCGAAAGAAAUCUUUCAGGUAUGUUGAAGACUGAAGGAUGUACUAUGUGUCAUAUUUUACAUUGUAUAUGUUAAACAGAAGGGAACAAAAUGGAAAGAAGAGUUGGAAAGUAGAAUCAAACUGCACAUGACAGACAAAUAAUCACUGCGGAAAAUGGUUCCGUAUACGGGAGUGUACGCAUUCCGUAUACUCCUAAUAUACGGCCGUAUACGGAAACAUUUUUCCCGUAUAUGGAACAUUCCAUGUACGGGAAUCCCGUAUUCUUUAAUUGGACAUUCAUGUUUUUCUCACAUGGAUUCUUUCGUUCAUACUUAGCAUAAAUAUGUUUCAACAGUUUAUGUUAGUAUUCAAAGUUAGGGAUUGUCAAGGUCCAAAAGUAUGUUUAAGGCGUAGGUUUUGAUCAUACUUUCAGGAAAGAUACCUUUUAUAUGAUAUUCGUAUAUUAGACAUAUACGGGACCGUAUACUCCCGUAUAUGCACAUAUUUUUCGCAGUGAAUGUUGCUCAGAAAUGUACUCAGUACUUAGUAAAUGCCAACUAAUGAUGGAGCUGUAAUCUCUAAAUAUGUGAUAAUAGUUUUUGGGUCUAUUUAAUUCAUUCACAAAACACCCUGGAAUUGCUGUAAAAGUGAUAUACCAUAGAAUAUUAAAGAUAGGAUCAUUGAAGGUUUAUUUCACACUUGGAGAGGAUUCAAACAUAAAACAACUUUACAGUAAACUGUUUUACAAAUGAUUUUAAUAAUUUUCAAGUGUGUAUAUGCCGCCAUUAGAUACUUAUUAUUAUUAUAUUCAUUAUACAUAUUAAGAAUUCUUGAACUUUAUCUAGCUCUGGUAUCAUCUUUAUAUGUUUAAAUUUCAUAUGGUUGCUCUGUACAUGUAAUUAUAAACUUACUUACUGUGCAUAAUAAUUUGAUGUACCGGUAACAUUAUUUUGAUUGAUUCUGUAUACAUUUUUAGGGCAAGAUGUUGUAUAUUUUUAAUAUGUAUUCAUUGUUUUGUGUUUUACAAUGUUUUUGUCAGUAGACCAGUAGUAAUAAUACCGUGAAACAUGUAAAUAUUUAAAUGAGGUGGUUAAUGAUUUUUAUAAAUUACCUUUAUUUCACAUCAUCUUGGAUACAGUUUCAUUUUCUGCAUGUCUGUAAAAUGUUAAUAGUACAUGUACUUAGAAUGUAAGACAUUCUUGACAUUGCAGGUAGAAAGUAGUGGCCCUGAAUAUACAAUAGAAAAUGGUCGCCGUAGACGAAGACAGGCAGAAACCUCUGAUAACAAACCAAUGGAGAUAAGAGAGGGCGAACCCAAGGUUGGAGAAGCUCGGGAAAAGAAAAAUGUUGCCACCCUUGAGUGUGGCAAGACGGCAAAGUGUUAUGAGAUACGCUGUAAGAUUGGUAUAUUGGAUGCAGGUCAGUCAGUGAGAAUACAGAUGCGGUCCAGACUCUGGGAGAGUACAUUGCUGGAAGAUUUUACAGGAGUAGACGAAGUGCACAUAAAGUCAACAGGAAAAAUUCAUAUUCGUCCAGAACUUAAUGUUGUACAGAGCAAAACAAACAAUGAUAAAGACCAGGCCACAACUAUAGCCAUUCCAAGUUUGCUGAUCGUGAAAGAGAAGCCCCUGGCAUGGUGGAUAUAUGCUCUAGCUGUGCUUGGGGGAAUAUUUGUCCUCAUUUUACUUGCCUUAUGUUUGUGGAAGUGUGGAUUCUUUAAGAGAAGAAGAUACGAGGAAGUGUCAUCAUAUAGUGUGAAAGUAGAAAAGAAGAAAAACAUAAAUAAUCCAACAUAUAGCACUAAAGUUGAGACCAAGAAAGAAUAUUUAGAUGAAAAUGAAUAUUUCCUGAAGCACUGAAACUAAGCUUGUUGCUAGGAUACAGACAUUUAUCAUGCAUUCCAAAAACUGUGACUGGGAAUCAUAAAGAUCUACCCAACCUUUGUUAAAUUCAUGAAUUUCGAAGCUUGGAAUUGUCCAUGGAUAUAUCAAUAUGUGACACAAAUUCUGAUUGGUGAACGUGAGUGCUAGUGUUUGUGUGCCAAGUUCUGAUUGGUCAUGGGGUCAAUCAUGACUUUAAAAUUAGAUUUGACUAAAACUCUCAUCUAGCUACCUUAUUUGGAAUUGGAUUGAUCUUUUGCUAUAUUAGUCCAUUCGUGACCUCAGUUCAUAUUUGUCCAUGGAUCUGUCCAGUAUAUGACAAUAAUUUUGAUUGGUUGUGUGUGAUACUGUGUUAACUUGCUGACUGAGAAAAAAUAGAAAGCUGGAACCAAAGUUGUUAAACAAUUGUACUGCUGUCUGAAAUGUGAUGUUAUGUGUUGUUAAACAGCUACGUUACUGUUCUGUUUUAAAACGUGGAUGCGAUUAAGAUUUGCUCCUGUUUAUUUGAGCUGCACCAUGAGAAAACCCAACAUAGUGCAUUUGCGACUAGCAUGGAUCCAAACCAGCCUGCACAUCUGCGCAGUCUGGUCAGGAUCCAUGCUGUUCGCUGACGUUUCUCUAAUUACAAUAGGCUUCGAAAGUGAACAACAUGGAUACUGAGCAGGCUGGUCCGGAUCCAUGCUGGUCCCAAAUGCACUAUGUUGGUUUUCUCAUAGUGUGGCACAUUUACACAUUUACAUCGGAAUAUCUUUUGUUAAAGUCCUCAGUAUUCAGUGGAAUAUUCCAGAUGAGCACUUACUCAAUGACUUUUGUCUGGUUAUUAAUAUUUGGAUCUCCUCGAGAAUACUUUUUUUUUUUUUUAAGAAAAAAAAAAACAUGGAGAGACUGCUUUUUUUAGAGAGUGUUCAUGUUGAACAAACAUGGUCCUAAUUUGUUUCUUAAUCAUUUGUCGGUAUAGAUUAUGAGGUUUUUUAGGAACAAAAUUUACAAAGGUGUUGACAUACUUAGAACUAAAAUCAUUUCUGUUAUCUGUGAGAAAACUUUUGUGAAAUUUAGUACAGUUUUAUAUGUAAUUUGAGGAGUGCAUGUACACUAUAUUCUUGUUGCCAUUUUGUUUGCUGUAAAGUUUUUUAUUCUUUAUUUUUGUCUUGAUCAUAGAUGGUCAGUAGAAUAAUUAUAAGGAGAGUUCCCCCACCUCUGUAUCCUGUGUCAGUACACGACUAUUCUUGUAGUGAUAUUGAAUCUCGCCUCUCUGAAAUAUUGUGUACUUAUAUAUGAAUAUUAUUAAAUUCAGAGUUAAUUGCUUAAAAGAAUCUGUGGUCCUAAAAAUACAGAAAUAUUUCUCUUCCAGUAAUAUCAUAUUUUAUCAGGAAAAAUUAAGAGCACCUUUUAGCUAGUCGGUGCUCUUUAAGCUAGUAGCAUAUUUAGUGAAUUGCAAUAUGAGAUUCAAGUAAAUUUUUGAUCUCAUGCAGCCAUGACUUUCUAGUUUUAGUCAUAGAGGAAAGAUUACCAGUAAAUUGAUUGAUAGAAGAUGGCUAAAAACCUUUCUUUUUAGAUUAGUCCUGAAUUGUUAUAAUUUGCCAAAAUAGUUCAUUAUUUUGGUUUGGUUAUGGCUGCAUUCAGUGUUAGUUUGGAUUUUUUUUAUCAAUAAAGAGAUUUAAUUUGAUUCUGGGCAUUCUACUAUUCUGUGUAUUUAGACUUUCUUUUAAAAAAAUGCACAGCUUAGUAUAGGACAAGUUGCAUUAUGCAGAUUGAGUUACAGUUAUAAUACUAUAGAGGUUUGAUACUAAAUUAUACCAUGCAGACUGUGUUACAAUUUUGUAAUGGACUAUUUUACAGUUUAUGACAUAUAGACUAUGUUUUGGUUAAUUUGUAGACUGUGCAACAGUUUAGUAAUUAAAACUGUGUUACAGGUAAAGUGUAGAUCAAAUACAAGCAUAAUAGUGUGCCUUAUAUGCGUAGUCAAAAGAAUUACACGUGUAACUAGUCAUAUACAGCUUGCUUUUGUUUACCUUUGUACAAAAUAUUCUGUUUAUACACAUGCUGCCUUUUGUUGUUACAUAUGCAAAUGCAACUAUUUGCUCAUAGAUUUCAAAUGUCAUUGGUCCUCUACCAUAGAUUCAUGUUAAGAAGUUCCAAAUUGCUUGUAGAGAACCAGUUGUUACCAGUACAGAAUCCAGGGACACUGGUUAGGUUAAUUGACAAUAAUUACAUAACUGAAAUAUUAUUGAAAAAUGGUGUUAAACCAUUUAAACAUAAUUAGUUCAACAGCAAUGCUUGACAUUGUCCUGAUUUUAUAACAUAGAAAUUCAGGCUGUAAGGUUAUAUUUGUAGGCUCGACUGAGACUUUAACCCUGUAAUUGGUUGAAUUCAGAUUUGUGCUUAAAAAAAUAGACAACUAACCAAAUCCUGAGCUUUGAGAUUGGUCUAUAAGUUUAGACAAAGAAAUCUAUUAUCUUUCAAAAUCUUUUCAACAGAACAUGAACAAAUUAAACUGUAGAUAUGGAGUAUCUUGUACAGACUAUUUGAUAGAAUUUUAGUUACUUAUUCUAGAGCUGAAUAUAUAAUUUUAGGUUGAAGGUACAGAAAAAGGUUCUUUAAUGUUACUAACAUUGAGUUGCAUGUUUUAUUUUCAUUACAAAAGUUCAGUUAAUGUUGUUGAUUAUCCUGUGUAUGUCAUGUUAUAUUUGCUUACUGUUUUGUACAUAUAUGUAUACAAUAUUCAUCAGUGUCUAUGCCAUAAACAUUCCGUAACCAUUACUACACCCGUGCAGAAAUAUUUUCCUGUUCUCAGGAAAUCCCAGGAUUAUCCUGGGAUAUCCUGAGAUUCUUUUAGCAAGGCUGCAUUAAAGUCUUGAAGACAGGACUUUAACACUAAAAGACAGGACUUUUGAUAGAAAUUGUCCUGUUCACAGGAAAAAGACAGGACUUUUGAUGGAAAUUGUCCUGUUCACAGGAAAAAGACAGGACUUUUUCUAAAAGAUACAGACUGAAAGAUGGUAAUUAAUUUGAAACAUGAUCUUGUAAUGGUCUAGUAAGUUAAUUACAUCCUGGUGUUGAAGACCCAUGUUUUGUAUCAUUAAGCACUUGUGCUGUUGUGUUGUUGGAGUAACAGGAAUAUAUUCUAUAUCUGUGGUAAGUUAGCAAAUUAUUUCUGUAUUAAACUUUUAGAAAUAAUACUAAAUAUAUACCUACAUUUAAUGAUUUUACAAAACAAUACCAGUAAGUUAUUUAGAAAAGUAUUUUUCUUUAAAAUCAAUCAGAGUGUUGAAGAGUGAACUUAGUACUGUUUAGAUUAUCUGUACAUGUUUGAUCAAAGGCAGUUUCACUCUUAAAAGUAAAUAGAUCAUAGAAUGAUAAGAGCUUUUUGCUCAAUAUGAAGCUCAUAAUUUGAUGUUUCUAGACUAAAUAUUACACCUAGUGUUUUUGCACAUAUUUGAACUGAUAAAUUGAUAUUUCUGCAAUGACAGGUUGUAUGUUUCAAUGUACAUGAUGUAUACUUUUUAACUAGAAAAUAUUUUUAAUAUUUGGAAAUGAUAAUCCUUGAUUAUUAUUCUUACUGUAAAUACAAUUGAAAUUUAACAUUCAUUCAAUUUGUUAACUGUAUUUCCCGCCAAAGAGAAUUUCAAAUCGUGUUUACAACGUAUUCAAUUACAUGUCCUGGAAACUUUCCUGAAGACAGGACAAGUGUCCUGAGAUUUCCUGACAACAGGAAUUCCUGGGAUUUCCUGAAGACAGGACAAUUCUCCUGAAAUUUCCUGAAGACAGGACAAUUGUCCUGAGAUUUCCUGACAACAGGAAUUCCUGGGAUUUCCUGAAGACAGGACAAUUCUCCUGAAAUUUACUGACAUCAGGAAUUCCUGGGAUUUCCUGAAGACAGGAUAAUUGUCCUGGGAUAUCCUGACUUCAGGAAUUCUCAAGACAUUCCUGGGAUUUCCUGAGAACAGGACAAUAUAUACUUUUAUUUCCUGACAUCAGGAAAUCCCAGGACAUUCCUGGGAUUUUCAGGAUAGCAGGACAGCAUAGGUUUCUUGGUGUUCUGGUGUCCUGUUUUUUUCCUGUUCACAGGAAAAUCCUGGGAUUGUCCCAUUCCCAUUUAACGGCGUGAAAAGUCCCAGGACUAUCCCAGGAAUUCCUGAGAUAUUUUCAGGACAUUAUCCCAGGAUCGUCCUGGGACUUCCUGGGAUAAUCCCAGGAUUUCCUGUUCCUUUUUCGCACGGGCAUGUCUAAAGUUGAGAAUGACAUCCUGUGUCCAUUUUUACAUCAGUUUGCCUCCUUCAUAGAUUAAGUUAACUCAUUUUCUGAUCAUCAGUAAGUUGAGAGACAUUUUUAUUGUAAUGUUUGGACAUUUUUUUUGAAAUAGGUUGUUUUUUAAUUGGAUCCUCAUAUUUAAAAUGUCAUAAUUUUGAAGAAGUUGCUCAAAGAUUUUUACUUAAAAUUUAGAAGAGAUACCAGCUGUCAAAGUGUACUGCUCUUCACAGAGUCAGUUACAGAAAGAUGGUUAUUGGGUAAUCUGAUGUCAUCGCUGCUUCCCCCACUUUAGAUUAAGGUGUAUUUGUAAAUUCUCUACUAUACAUAAGGUAUUUUUGAAUAUCUGUGAGAGCUGUGCUGUGUUUUUGAUGAAAGGCCAUUCCAAAUUUGAUCUGUGUUUUUUGGAGACCUACCUUGCAGGCAAGAAAAAAGUACCGAUGAAAACAUAAUUCGUAUUUGUAGCUACAAUAUCUGUCUUGAUACAACAAAAAUGUGUCUAACAAGACAUGUAAUGUUAUAUAUUAAUUUACUGAGUAACACAAUGUAGUAUUUCUCUAGUGGAAGAAAAACUUUAAACUGAGGUAAUAUUUUGUAAAUGAAUUAAAUUGGUCAAUAUUGUUAUGUUUUGUAUGUUGGCAGUUUUUAGCCCACCAUCAUCAGAUGGUGGGCUAUUCAAAUCACUCUGCGUCCGUGGUCCGACGUCCGUCCUUCCGUCCUUCCGUCCUUCCGUUAACAAUUUCUCGUUAUCGCAUCUCCUCAGAAACUACCAGGGGGAUUUUGACCAAACUUUGUCAGAAUGAUGUAUUGGUACCCUAGUUGUGUCCCCCUGAAAAUCAGACUGGUUCAACAAUUCUUUAGUGAGUUAUGGCCCUUUGUUUAUUUCUAUAAUUUACAUAGAUUUAUAUAGGGAAAAACUUGAAAAUCUUCUUGUCCAAAACCACAGAGCCUAGAGCUUUGAUAUUUGGUAUGAAGCAUCAUCUAGUGGUCCUCUACCAAAAUGAUUCAAAUUAUUUCCCUGGGGUCUAAUAUGGCCCAUCCCCGGGGGUCACAUGGUUUAUAUAGACUUAUAUAGGGAAAAACUUUGAGAAACCUCUUAUUCAAAAACACAGGGCCUAGGGCUUUGAUAUUUUGUAUGCCACAUUAUCUAGUGGUCUUCUACUAAGAUUGUUCAAAUUAUUCCCCUAGGAUCAAAUAUGGCCCCGCCCCGGGGGUCACAUUGUUUACAUAGACUUAUAUAGGGAAAAACUUUGAAAAUCUUCUUGUCCAAACCACAGAGCCUAGGGCUUUGGCAUUUGUAAUGUAGCAUCAUCUAGUGGUUCUCUACCAAGUUUGUUCAAAUCAUCCCCUAGGGUCAAUUAUGGCCCCGCCCUGGGGGUCACAUGGUUCAUAUAGACUUAUAUAGGGAAAAGCUUUUAAAAUCUUCUUGUCAAUAACCUACAACAUUCAAGUUUGGACCACCUGUAUGGUUUUGAGUGGCAAGAUGAACCUUGACAUGAGUUGACCUUGAUUUUGACCUAGUGACCUACUUUCACAUUUCUGUAGCUACAGCCUUCAAAUUUGGACCACAUGCAUAGUUUUGUGCACUGAAAAAAACUUUGACCUUGAUAUUGACCUAGUGACCUACUUCCACAUUUUUGAAGGUACAGGCUUCAAAUUUGGACCACAUGCAUAGUUCUGUGUUCCGAAAUAAAAUUUGACCUUGAUUUUGACCUAGUGACCUACUUUCACAUUUCUCAAGCUACAGCCUUCAAAUUUGGACCACAUGCAUAGUUUUGUGUUCCGAAAUGAAAUUUGACCUUCAUUUUGACCUAGUGACCUACUUUCACAUUUCUCAAGCUACAGCCUUCAAAUUUGGACCACAUGCAUAAUUUUGUGUACCGAAAGAAACUUUGACUUUUACAUUGACCUAGUGACCUACUUUCACAUUAUUGAAGGUACAGGCCUCAGAUUUGGACCACAUGCAUAGUUCUGUGUUCCAAAAUAAAAUUUGACCUUGAUUUUGACCUAGUUACCUACUUUCACAUUUCUCGAGCUACAGCCAUCAAAUUUGGACCUCUUGCAUAGUUUUGUGUACCGAAAUGAACUUUGACCUUAAGAUUGACCUAGUGACCUACUUUCACAUUUCUGUAGGUACAGGCUUCAAAUUUAGAGGUACAUGCAUAGGAUUGUGUACCGAAGCAAACUUUGACCUUGACAUUGACCUAGUGACCUACUUUCACAUUUUUGAAUAUACAGGCUUUAAAUUUGGACCACAUGUAUAGAUUUGUAUUCUGAAGUGUAAUUUGACCUUGAUUUUGACCUAGUGACCUACUUUCACAUUUCUAAAGCUACAGCCUUCAAAUUUGGACCACUUGCAUAGUUUUGUGUACCAAAAUAAACUUUGACCUUAAGAUUGACCUAGUGACCUACUUUCAAAUUUAUCAAACUACAGCCUUCAAACUUGAUGCACAUGCAUAGUUUUGUGUACAAAGAACUUUGUCCUUGAAAUUGAUAUAGUGACCUACUUUCACAUUUCUCAAGCUACAGGUUUCGAAUUUUGACCACAUGCACAGUGUUUUGUACGGAAAUGAAAUUUGACCUUGAGCUAGUCAAUAAGUCUUAAAAUUUGGAAUUCUCAAAAAUGGCACAUUGGUGGGCGCCAAGAUCACUCUGUGAUCUCUUGUUAACAUUAUUAGAUUUCUUAUUUGAUCAGAUAGGCCAAAUUCUGCCUUCACGUUGGCACUAUCAAAUUUGGUAUGGCCUAACUAUACCAGUGCUUAUAUUAAACAUUCCAGAACAUGUAUUUACAGCAUUUGUGUCUUGAUUCAGUCUUGACAAGCUCUGUGUAGGUGGAUUAGUUUUAAGCUGAGCAUCUGUAACUAGAAGUGUCAGAUUUGUAAUUUAGGUCUUGCAUGCUUUGAUAACUUGCCAACAACGAUGCCCCAUUGUUUCCUCAGUAUACCUGCAGAUAGAACAUAUAUAGGGGCUAUAUUGAAUUGACACACCAAUCUUUGUCAGUUAACCUGCCUGUCUGUCCAUCACAUCUAAAUAAUUAUCUUCUUAACCACUGGGGAGAUUUUCAUAAAACCAGCAUCAUUUGUUAAUCUCAACUAGAGGAUGUGCAACCACACAAAUCACUAGUUCAAAGGUUAAGUGUCACACUUGAAGGUCAAAUGUCAAGUAACUUAAUUUCUUGUUCACCUCAUAUUGUUUAAGUUGCUUUGAAGAUUUUCAUAAAACUAAAAUUAAUUUUUCAUGUGACCAAGACAGUGUACAGGGUGCACAACCUAGGCUACUAGGUCCAAGGUCUGGGUCACAUUUAGAGGUCAAAGAUCAAAUAGCGUGAAUUUGUUUCCACUCCAUAUCUUCUUAACCACUGGGAAGAUUUUCUUAAAUAAGCGUCAAUUGUUAACCUCAUCCAGAUGACAUUCAGAGGGCAUAACCCAGAUAAAAAGGUCCAAGGUCAAGGCCACACUUAGAGGUUAAUGAUUAGAUAGCUUAAAUUUGUGUUCAGUACAUCUCUUUAACCACUUUAAUGAUUUUCAUAAACCAGCAUCAAUUGCUAACCAGGAUGAUAUGCAGAGUGUACAGCAUAUAGCACUAGUUGACACUUGAAGGUCAAAAGUCAUGACCAUGUGCUUUCCCUGUAUCAAAUCAGCAUCUAUUGAUAGCUUUUAGGGAUAGCUCUAGUUUGAGACUACAACAGGAUAGCUCCAGUUUGAGACUACAACAGGAUAGCUCUAGUUUGAGACUAUGACACUACUCUGUAUGACCUGAUGUCAUCAACAAAAGCAGAAUAAGUACCACAACUAAACAUUUAUAUGAGAAAUUUGCCACUAGUUAACAUGUGUACUCCUUGUGAUUGGCCUAAAAGUCCAUAUUUUAAAAUAUUUAUCAAACACCAAUUUCAUAUUUUCUUUGUAAAUUUUCAUCAGUGCCAUUAUUUAAUGUCAAUUUCAUGACAGUUGUAUAAGCUAAAUAAGGUAAGGUAAUAUAACUAUAUAGAUAGCGGCAUUUCUUGUUGAAUUUGACCUUGUAUUGUUCAUUAGCAACUUCAUUUUGAUCUUCAGUUCUGUAAAUAAUCCACUGUAUUAGUGUUUAAAACACCUAUUGGAAACAAUGUGUGAUAAAAAUUAAUUUAGAUAAGUAAAUACCAGGACUUAAAUGGAAAUAUACAGUUCUAUGUUCUCUAUAUUUGACAAGUAAAUGUUCGUCUCUUACUCAAAAUAUAACAGAGUAACCCAUAUUUACUAAAUAAGAAAAAAAGGUAAUUAAUUCUGUAGUUGGAAAUUAAUCAUGUUAACAUAUUUUUAUAAGUAAUUUUUAAAAUUUUAGAUCAAAAUAAAUUUGCUAAUAUUGUACCCAUUUAGAUUUAUGUAUCCUUACUCUACAAGUAAGGCAAUUAACUUUUUUAAUAUAUCUAUUUUUACAUUUUUUGAAUAGGUAAAACAUUAAGAAUUUCCUAGAACCUUGUACCUUAAAGCAUUAUCCUGUGCCAAAAUGGCAGUGUUACUAGAUUUCACGUAAAUAAAAAGGGUAAAAUAAGAGUUUGCUGUAGAACAGUAUAUAUUUUAUCUCUGUUUUGAUACUGCAGGUUUUUGUGAUGUAUGUUUUGCUUCGUUUGGUUAAGAUCCAGCAUAGAGAGUUGUGUUUUGUCUGGUACUAUUUUCUAAAGGUGAUUAUUAACUCUGUACCAUUUUUAUUAUUCAUUGCAAAAAGAUACUGUUAGCUUUCUUUGAUUUCUUGUUUGCACACAUUUUGGUCACUUCAAGAGUCAAUAGAAUAAUUUAAAACGUACAUAAUGUAGUGAAAAAUCCAUGCAGAAAUUCUGGUUGUUUUUUCUUAAUUUAAAUGAGCUUGGCAUUGUUAAGGACAGAUAAUUCGAACAGAUUUAUAUACCAGUGUGAUUACAGUAGUGCCCCCUGUAACAACAAAUGUUCAUGACUGUAUGAGAAAAAUCUGAGUCUUCCUCUUACAAUUUUCUGACUCCCAUAUUCUUUGUUGUGUGGAAAGAAAGAAAAUAGCAUUUUUCACAUUUUAAAAGGUCAUGUGCAUUCAUGUUGAUAAUCCUUUUUGUAUAUUUUAUUUAAACUGUAAAAAGUUGUAAAUGUAAUUGUAUAUUGUGUAUAUUGUUUUCGUAUAUUUUUAUGUCUUAUUUUAUUCAGGUGCUUUUUGCAAGGCCCUGCUUUUUGAAGAGAUACGCAGUCUCCACAUUGUACAUAGCUUAUACCCUGCUUCGAGAAACUUUAACUCUAGAUUACCACAAGGCUUAACUGCUCUUUACAGAUUUACAGUGUUGAUGUAUAAGUACUCCUUUUGAAGUGUUCAUAUUUUGUUGCUUUAGAAUAAAACAAUUGUAACUUUAUAUUGAUAAAGGAACAGACGUAUCAGUUCUUUAAUGAGGUGACCAAAAUCCACUAGCUCAUUGCAUACUAAGAUUUUACUUUUAGACAUUGUUAUGAUUGAAAAAAGGGCUUUAAAGCUUGUAACAGUCAUUUAUUUAAGAUGCAUUUUAGUAUUUAUAAAUGAAAGGUGUGAUCAUGACUUUAAAGUAUCCAUAACAAUAUUCAAAUCUUCCGGUUGUUGAUUUUAUCAUACUAGAACAUACACAUAUUUUCAGUCCAUUGAGGUAAUAAAUGACUUGUGUUUGUAUGUUGCCUGAUGUCGAUGUAACUUCAAACCAAUUAAACGUACUAGAAAAUGUACCAGAGUGUAAUAUUCCCAUAAUGCAUUAUAAUUUUCUAUAAAUCCAACCCGUAAUUUAAAAAAAAUGUAAAUGGAGGAGAAAAAAACUUACAAACUUGAAAAUAUUUCACAAGGUAUCGUGUAUGUAUUAUAAUGAUUCUUUAACUGUUGCAGUAUAAAUAUGUGCAUUUUAAAUGAUUUGAAAAUAAAAAUUUAUGAACAAAUUAAUUGGAAGCUUAAAGAAGACAAGAAAAACUAUUUUUGCAGUAUUUCUGGGAUAGUAAAGCCUUGUGGUAGAAUUUCCUUUAUCGUUACUGUAUUUUGAUGUUUGCAAUCUUAUGUAGUAAGAUAGAGGGUCCUCUGUAGAUAGACAUAUUCCCUUACAUGCAUUCCGGCUUAGUGUAUAGCAAUAGAAAAUUGUAUAUAGCGUUUUUAUGUUUGUUUUUAAAUUCAUCGUGUUGUGCUUUUGAUUUUUUUUUUUACAAAGAUACAUUACAAUUAUACAUUUAUUAUUUAUCAUAUAUAACAGUAUUCAAUAUUUGGCUAAAACUAAUAUAUUUGCAUAUAGACUCUGAAUAAUACAUAAUACAUGGCUAAAUUUUAGAUGACUUGUUCAGAAACAGAAAUUUGUGUUAUGUAAUAUUUUGUUUUUUCUUGACUUUCUAUAAUCUUAUGCAUUUUAUUUGGGACUGAUUUAAAUUUCACCUAUAAGGUUCACUCGCUUAUAAGACACUCCCUAGACUUUGGACUGACAAUCUAGAGUUUUGUGAUUACCCAUAUGUGAGAGACCAUGGUAUUUUUAGCCCACCAUCAUCAGAUGGUGGGCUAUUAAAAUCACUCUGCGUCCGUGGUCCGUCCGUCCGUCAUUCCGUCCGUCCGUCCGUCCGUCCGUUAACAAUUUCUCGUUAUCGCAUCUCCUCAGAAACUACUGGGGGGAUUUUGACCAAACUUUGUCAAAAUGAUGUAUUGGUACCCUAGUUGUGUCCCCCUGAAAAUCAGACUGGUUUAACAAUUUAUGAGUGAGUUAUGGCCCUUUGUUUAUUUCUAUAAUUUAUAUAGAUUUAUAUAGAGAAAAACUUUGAAAACCUUCUUGUCCAAAACCACAGAGCCUAGGGCUUUGAUAUUUGGUAUGAAGCAUCAUCUAGUGGUCCUCUACCAAGAAGAUUCAAAUUAUUUCUCUGGGGUCAAAUAUGGCCGCGCCCUGGGGGUCACAUGGUUUAUAUAGACUUAUAUAGGGAAAAACUUUGAAUAACCUCUUGUCCAAAACCACAGGGCCUAGGGCUUUGAUAUUUUGUAUGUGACAUCAUCUAGUGGUCUUCAACUAAGAUUGUUCAAAUUAUACCCCUAGGGUCAAAUAUGGCCCCGCCCUGGGGGUCAUAUGGUUUACAUAGACUUAUAUAGGGAAAAACUUUGAAAAUCUUUUUGUCCAAACCACAAAGCCUAGGGCUUUGAUACUUGUAAUGUAGCAUCAUCUAGUGGUUCUCUACCAAGUUUUUUCAAAUUAUCCUCCUAGGGUUAAAUAUGGCCCCGCCCCGGGGGUCACAUGGUUCAUAUAGACUUAUAUAGGGAAAAGCUUUUAAAAUGUUCUUGUCAGUAACUACAACAUUCAAACUUGGACCACAUGUAUAUUUUUGAGUGGCAAGAUGAACCUUGACAGUAGUUGACCUUGAUUUUGACCUAGUGACCUACUUUCACAUUUCUGUAGCUACAGCCUUCAAAUUUGGACCACAUGCAUAAUUUUGUGCACUGGAAAAAACUUUGACCUUUAUUUUGACCUAGUGACCUACUUUCACAUUUUUGAAGGUACAGGCAUCAAAUUUGGACCAUAUGCAUAGUUUCGUGUUUCAAAAUGAAAUUUGACAUUGAUUUUGACCUAGUGACCUACUUUCACAUUUCUCAAGCUACAGCCUUCAAAUUUGGACUACAUGCAUAGUUUUGUGUACCAAAAAAAACUUUGACCUUGACAUUGACCUAGUGACCUACUUUCACAUUUUUGAAGGUACAGGCUUCAAAUUUGGACCACAUGCAUAGUUUUGUAUUCUGAAAUAAAAUUUGACCUUGAUUUUGAUCUAGUGACCUACUUUUACAUUUCUCAAGCUACAGCCUUCAAAUUUGGACCACUUGCAUAGUUAUGUGUACUGAAAUGACCUUUGACCUUUACAUUGACCUAGUGACCUACUUUCACAUUUUUAAGGUACAGGCUUCAAAUUUGGACCACAUGCAUAGUUUUGUAUUCCGAAAUAAAAUUUGACCUUGAUUUUGACCUAGUGACCUACUUUUACAUUUCUCAAGCUACAGCCUUCAAAUUUGGACCACAUGCAUAGUUUUGUGUACCAAAACAAACUUUGACCUUUACAUUGACCUAGUGACCUACUUUCACAUUUUUGAAGGUACAGGCUUCAAAUUUGGACCACAUGCAUAGUUUUGUAUUCCGAAGUAAAAUUUGACCUGGAUUUUGACCUAGUGACCUACUUUUACAUUUCUCAAGCUACAGCCUUCAAAUUUGGACCACUUGCAUAGUUUUGUGUACCGAAAUGAACUUUGACCUUAAGAUUGACCUAGUGACCUACUUUCACAUUUCUGUAGCUACAGGCUUCAAAUUUAGGACCACAUGCAUAGUUUUGUGUACCAAAACAAACUUUGACCUUGACAUUGACCUAGUGACCUACUUUCACAUUUUUGAAGGUACAGGCUUCAAAUUUGGACCACAUGCAUAGAUUUGUGUUGUGUACAGAAAUGAAAUUUGACCUUGAGCUAGUCAAUAAGUCUUGAAAUUUGGUUGGUUGUUUUGGGUUUAACGCCGUUUUUCAACAGUAUUUCAGACAUUUACGGCGGGCAGUUAAUUUAGCCAGUGUUCCUGGAUUCUGUACCAGUACAAACCUGUUCUCCGCAAGUAACUACCAACUUCCCCACAUGAAUCAGAGGUGGAGGACUAAUGAUAUCAGACACAAUGUCGUUCAUCAAAUAGUCACGGAGAACAUACGCCCCGCCCGAGGAUCGAACUCGCGACCCCGAGAUCCGUAGACCAACGCUCUACCUACUGAGCUAAGCGGGCGGGCUCUUGAAAUUUGGAACACUCAAAAAUGGCACAUUGGUGGGCGCCAAGAUCCCUCUGUGAUCUCUUGUUACAUUGUUGAUAUCAGAAAUAAAAUAUAGAAAUGCAUUUUAUUCUUGAAAAUUUUAUAUUUUGUCAGAAUAUGACCCCUAUAAAUGCUUGAUUUCAAAAAAAUUCUUUUGAUUUUAUUAGUACUCGCGGCCCUCUCCUUGAAUUUGAAAUACAACCCCUAAAAAGCGCCUUGUAGGUGAACGCAAAUGGUAAACAUUCUGGAGAUAUUUUAUGCAAAAUUGCUAAUCAAAACUUAUAUAUACUGUUGUUAACAUAUUAACUUGGAAAUAAUAUAAUCUGAGUUUCGCUGAUAAAACAAGAAAUUUUAUUUUCUUGGAGUAACUUUCAUGCCAGUUCAACUCUAGGUUUUUUGUUUGCCAUAACAUCUUACAGGCAUUUGUUAUUGAAAUAGAUUAGAUUGUUGAAAAACCUUUGUUUAAAGAAAUUUCACAAUUACAAACCAUUCUUAUUGCUUAUACAUAUAGGCUAGCAAAUAUCAUGAUUCACUGAGGUUGUGUAUUCUUUUACAAAAUGUCUAAAAGGGCCAAACAACUGAUGUAGCAUUCAGAAAAUAUCAGUGCUUCAUAACAUGCAUAUAUAUUCCCAACACCCUCUAGACAGACUUGACCAACAUUAGUUCAAUUAAUUAAUUAAUUAAUUAAUUAAAGACUGUAGAUGGUUGAAUGUAAAAGCAGCUUACAUUGCAACGUACUGUCAAGCAUUUUCUUCUGUCUGAAUAACCAACAGACACACAAGCUAAUAUUUUGUUAAGUUAGUAGUUCAUUAUAGAUUUAUUUGUAGUGUUGAGUUUUGAAGUUCUGAAAAUUAAUUUUUAGUUUGAUAGGAAACCAGUUAGGCAGUCAAUUUAUAUAUGUAUAUUCUAUUAGUUUUGUAUUGCCAAAGUUCUAUUAUCAUUUUAAUUACAAAUAUGUACAAGGUAUUCAUCUGAUGUAAUCAUUGAUUAAUGCUUAACAGCAGGCAAAUAAAAUAAAUCAUGAAAUGUA
Mercenaria mercenaria is the source of this 16570-nucleotide messenger RNA. Its product is annotated as integrin alpha ina-1-like. Gene Ontology annotation, cellular component: integrin complex; external side of plasma membrane. Bases 1841 to 2524 code for a protein of 227 amino acids. The record is from RefSeq and is a predicted model, not a curated record. The transcript is spliced from 5 exons. Gene Ontology annotation, molecular function: integrin binding. Gene Ontology annotation, biological process: cell-cell adhesion; integrin-mediated signaling pathway; cell adhesion mediated by integrin. NCBI's taxonomy places the organism in Eukaryota, Metazoa, Mollusca, Bivalvia, Venerida, Veneridae.